Lingula anatina is the source of this 2627-nucleotide messenger RNA. RefSeq lists its product as uncharacterized. The record is from RefSeq and is a predicted model, not a curated record. Lineage: Eukaryota; Metazoa; Brachiopoda; Lingulata; Lingulida; Lingulidae. Gene Ontology annotation, biological process: signal transduction.
UACAUGUAGAAGCAGCAAAGGUAAUGCAGCUUAGGUAUGAAGACAAAAGGGGCCCAGAGAUUAACCUUAUCAAUAGUGUUUCGCUUGUGUUGACCUAUUAAAAUCGCGAACAAAAGUAUCUCUCUUUUGUAAACGUACCUGUAGAUACACUGUAGUACGGACUGCAGCGCUGGUGAUGCUAUAGAAUAUAAAACUACAAUGAGGGCAAAGAUUUGUGUCAUGUGAUUACAGUGGGGAGAUCGCACAGUGCAAUUUUAUGUGUUUCGCAGUGAAUGAUCACGGCACAUUGCCAAAGUACACGUCGCCUUAGCGUCACAUCUGAAUUAUGUUAAUAUAUGUAGUAUGUGUGCUGUGAAAGGGAUGAAAACAAACACAUCAGUCGAAACUGUGACUUGAAUGGUAGUCCUAGAAAUGGAAGUCUGGGGUCCCUUAUGAUUAGUGGGCCUACAGAUUAGGAUUAGUCGGAGUAUUGAGGUUGGCAUAUGGGACGAAUGUCACCUGUAAAAAGUAAUGGGAAACGAACUACGGUUCCUUCCAGUCCUGUCACACCGGUACAUUUCAACUGCGGGUCGGUUGAGCGUAAAUUCCAAGUAGCCCCCCCCCCCCCCCUACUUGUGUCUUAUAUGACCCAAAUAAAGUCGAGAUACCACAGGAUAAACCGAAUUAAUUACUCGAUCAGAUCAGCCAUAAAAGAGCUUUAAACUGCACCUCCUUCAUACUUUUUAAAGGUCGUUAAUUUCACCUACAGUACGUAUCUCACCUACAUGCAUCGUUACUUAUCUGCCCCAUUUAUACAUGUAUACAGCACAAAAAGCAAGCAGAAAAAUCCGUUCAAUUAACAUUUUCGGGUAAUAUGUAACGAUUUUUUCUGGUAUUUAUCUUAGUUAUAAUAUUCGUGACUAUCUGGUGGCAACUGGUCGGCCUCAGUGGCAAAAAGGCAGUGACUUCAAAGGCAUCAAGAAUUAUCCAGUCAAGAUAAAAUUCAGAGUCAGAUGCUUAUUUUCUCUCUGUAUAUAUAAGGGCAUUAAAUAAGAAUUGCCAUUUUCUAAUAAUAAUAAUAAUAAUAAUAAUAAUAAUUGCACCGAUAAACACACAAAGAAAAAUACACUGGACUGUUGAACUCAUUUUGGCCAGCUCGAUGAUGCAAUGUAUACAAGCCUGGAAUUUCCUUGGGUAGUGCCCCUUUUUGUAAUGUGGGUGGCUUUUUGUUUGAAGUCACGACUGUAAACUUUCACAUUAAUUCAAAAUUUCAAAAAAAGGCAUGAUAUCAUAGUUUUACUUCAGAGUCGAAGGCUUUUCUUAGCGUUAACACCAAGCACUAUAAAGUGGUAAUUUAAUUUGGGGAUUUUCAAAACCGCAGAAAUUAUUUGUAGACGCUUACCUAAUAGUCCAUGUUUAUUUGUCCAUCGAGUUAUGUAGUGUCAUAGCAGAUAGAAAGCGCGGGCGUCUGAUUUGACUCUGAUUUGGGGACGGCGAAAGACAUCGGAUCAGCCGUUUUGUCAAAAUGUCUGGUGUCAUGCUUGAACCCCAAAUGACGUACGACUUCAAUAUCAUCUUCGAUGAAGAUAAUAACGAAUCUUUCGUAUUUGGGCGGAAUGUGAUGGAAAAGCUCGAGGCACGAGGGCUUCGAGGUUUCUUCUACCCGCGAAAUAAUUUGCCAGGCAAUGCUAUCGCCGAUGAGAGGAUAUUUGGUGUGGACAAUUCAAUGUACAACAUUGUCAUUGUCGAUCCAUCUUCCAAUGACAGUGGAUGGGCCCGUUGGUCCCGCCUACAAUGUAUCUCCAGCCUCUUAGAUAUGAAAGGCACGGGUAACAUACGAAGAUUGAUACCAAUAGCGGUCGUGAAGUGCCCAGUACCGCAGGAGCUGAGAAUACAUAAAAUUUUGCGCUUUGAUAGCCAGGAUGAUGAAGAGGCGCUGACAAAACUGGAACAGGUCAUCACGAGGACCUCUGGCGACACGCACCGUAAAAUUGGAUGCGAGUCUACUGAAUACAGUAGCUAUGAACCUCCUGACUCUAUCAACAGUCAGUGGACAGACAACGAACAACAGGCUAGUUGGCCAGUGCUGCAUUACGUCAGCCCAGUAAUAAUGGGCAUCGCUUGCGUUUAUCUGGUCGCCACAGUCUUUAAGGAGCGUCUGGCACCGUGAAAGACUAUAAUAAAUUUAAAUCCAUAUCUGGACAUGUGCGCAUUUAGACAGACUACCGACACUUUGGUCUACUGCCACCGAUGGCCAUAGUGUCCCAAUACCCUCUGAUAUGAAAAAUGAACGAGCAGAGAAUUUUGCUCACAAACUUAUAACAAAACAUAAGGGUUGGAAUCGUAUUAAGAUAUGAAAUCUAUAAAAAGAUUAAGGGUCCUAUAGGUAAAGACCUAUUAUUUGACAUGGACAUUCAGGGUACCAGACUUACUCUAUAGGUGCUAUUUACGGGCCGUGGUGUGUGUGUGUGUGUGUGUGUGUGUGUGUGUGUGUGUGUGUUUUAAGAGACUUUUUUUUUAGAAAAAUAACCCCCUUUGGAAAUUGCUGGCUACGGGCCUGCAAAUUGUCAGUUUAAUGGACGGCUUAGGUUUAAUUCAACCCAAUUCAGUUCAAUUUAUUGCUGUAGCCUAUACUGGUAGGCCUACGU